CUUCUAACCGAUUGCCGACGGUUCAAACAAAGUGCUGCCCGGAAUGACUAAGAUGACAGACAAUACUUUUGUCGAGAAGGAUGCUUCUUCGGGCGUUGAGCCCUCAAUUGAGCACGUAACCAAGGUCCCCGAAAAUAACGAUGUGAUCCCCGAAUACCAUGGGUUCGCCACGGAUAUCGAGCAUGUGCCAAGGGGCUAUUUCACAAGCAAGUACUUCCUGGGCACCUACACCGCGCAUGUCUUCACCUUUCUUGGCGGUCUGGCAGGCUUCAACUUGAUUGCUCCUAUCCUUGGUCAGAUUGAUGCCGACAUUGGACCCAGCGACAAUAUCAACUGGGUUGCUCUUGUCUUUACGCUUGGACUCGCUCUCGGCAUUGGACUCAUGGGCCGCGUCACUGAUAUCUUCGGCCGACGUUGGUUCAUGAUCAUCGGGAACCUUCUCGGGGUCAUUGGGGCCGUUGUUUGCUCGAGGGCUCAGACUGUGAACACUCUAAUUGCCGGAGAGACUUUGAUCGGCUUUGGUUCCAGCGCGGCCGAGAUUGUCCCAAUGAAGUACCGGUUUUGGGCGCUGGGAGGUCUUUUCUUUUUCACGCUACCAACAAACGGCUUCAACACCAUCAUUGCCACCUCUUUUAUCGUCCACACCAAGCAAGGCUGGAGGUGGUGCUACUACCUCACCCUGAUCCUGGAUGCCAUCGCCACAGUGCUCUACUUCACCUUCUACCAUCCUCCCAGCUUCGAGAUGAAGCACAACAAUGCUUCCAGGAAGCGAGUAAUCAAGGAAUUCGACUUUGUGGGAGCAUUUGGUUUGCUGGCCGGCGUGACGCUAUUGCUGAUUGGACUUAACUGGGGUGGCAGUCUCUAUGCCUGGAACGACGCCCAUGUUAUCGCUACAAUGGUGGUCGGCGGCGUCAUCAUUCUCGCCCUUCCUGUGUGGACCAUCUUUGGGAAAGUCAAGGACCCCUUUAUUCCCAAACGCCUGUUCAACAGGGGCUGGACCGUUUCCAUGCUUUCAUCAUCAGUUGGGGCGACCGUCUACUACAGCUUCUCCAUCAUCUGGCCUUCGAUGGUCAGCACUGUUUUUGCCCAGGGAGACCUGGUUUGGGCAGGCUGGGCAUCCUGCUUGGUCUCUAUGGGCAUAGCGCUUGGAGAAGUGAUUGGCAAUGCACUGACCCUGACCGUCACCAAGCAAAAGUAUCAAUGCAUAACAGCUAUGACAGAAACCUGUGCGACUGUCGGGGUCGAUGACAAGGGCAAGGCCAUGGCUUUUGUUUUCAUUUCCUGUCUUUUCAUUGGAUGGAACGAGGCCGUGGUCGCGACGUUGGUUGGUGUCUGCAUCCACGACCAGCACGACAUAGGAGUUGCCGCCGGCUUGUCCGGCUGCAUUCGCUCGCUCCUCGGCUCUGUCUCCGCUGCAAUCUAUCUGGCUGUCCUCAGAAGUCGACUGGCGCAUACAAUCCCGGCCGAAGUUGUCCCUGCGGUCGUGGGAGCUGGUCUUCCCAAGAGCUCUGUCGCGGCUUUCAUCGAAGCUCUCGAACUUGGUUCCACUGCUGCUUUCUCGAAAGUCCCUGGCGUUGAUUCGGCGAUCAUCGCCGCUGGAUCCCGAGCAUACCGAGUUGCCAACAUGGAUGCUUAUCGAACAGUUUUUCUUUCCAGUCUUGCCUUCGGGGGAGCAUGUAUCAUCCUCAACAUCUUGAUCCCCAAUGUCGACGAACUCAUGAGCGGUGACAUUGCUGUUACACUCCACGCAACGAAGCAAGAAGAUGAUGAAGCACUCCCAGGUGUUGGUGACAAUGCGUUGCACGCUCGCCGUCAACAUUAGACGGGCCCCCAAUGGGGAGAAGGGACACAAGCAGAUAAGCAUCAUAAGGUCCGGUUUGAAGAGUUGUUACCCUACCUGCUUACAACUUUUGAGACAUCACCGAACCAGGUACUUACAAACUAUAUAGUGUCCUCGAGAUCAUCGCUUUCAAGGAUGUAUCUUCGGAAGUAUUCUUCUGCUAGCAGGAUCAGAAAGGCACCGUCAAAU
Molecule: messenger RNA, 2029 nt
Organism: Exophiala viscosa
Lineage: Eukaryota; Fungi; Ascomycota; Eurotiomycetes; Chaetothyriales; Herpotrichiellaceae
Product: fungal trichothecene efflux pump
Exons: 4
Coding region: 44-1822 (592 amino acids)
Biological process (GO): transmembrane transport
Cellular component (GO): plasma membrane
Molecular function (GO): transmembrane transporter activity
Source: RefSeq, a predicted model, not a curated record